This is a messenger RNA of Pestalotiopsis fici W106-1, 951 nucleotides long. RefSeq lists its product as uncharacterized. NCBI's taxonomy places the organism in Eukaryota, Fungi, Ascomycota, Sordariomycetes, Amphisphaeriales, Sporocadaceae. The transcript is spliced from 2 exons. The record is from RefSeq and is a predicted model, not a curated record. Bases 1 to 951 code for a protein of 316 amino acids. Gene Ontology annotation, molecular function: oxidoreductase activity.
AUGACUCCUGAUUACGACAUCAUUGUAAUUGGCGGUGGUCCAGCCGGUCUCAGCGCGGUCUCGUCAAUCGUCCGCCAAGAUCACAAGACAUUACUAUUCGACUCGGGAAAAUAUCGCAAUGGCCUCAGUAAUCACAUGCACACGGUGGCAUCCUGGGACCACCGCCAUCCUAGCGAGUUCCGAGCCGCUGCUAGAGCCGACCUUGACCGUUACGGUUCCGUCACAAUUGAAGACGUCGAAGUUGAGUCGGCCAAAAAGCUCGAGGAUGGAUGUUUUCAGGUCGAAACGGCCGGAAAGUCGUGGGUUGGAAAGAAGUUGAUCUUGGCAACUGGAGUCGAGGAUGUCUUUCCAGAUGUUCCGGGGUACGAGGAUUGCUGGAUUUCAGGCGUUUUUCACUGUCUGUAUUGCCAUGGAUGGGAAGAAAAGGGCGUCAAAUCAGCGGGUAUGCUCGCCGAAGGUGCCACAGGCAAAUGGGUCCCAGCCCUUCACUUUGCCCGUCAAGCCCUACGCAUGGCCGAGACAGUCACACUCUACACUGACGGCAACGAAGAGCUCGGCCAGGAGAUCAAAGAUGCGCUCAAAGCAAACCCAGCACCCAUGACUGUAGACACGCGAAAGAUUACCAAGCUUGUCAAGGCCCCGGAGCGAGCUCAAGUCACUCUGCACUUUGCCAGCGGCGAGAGCAAAACCGAGGGAUUCCUGGCUCACAAGCCACAGACUAGACUGAGAGGCUCUCUGGCCAAGCAGCUCGGGCUCGAGAUGACGCCUAUGGGAACCAUCCAGGUUACUCCGCCGUUCAAUCAGACCAGUGUAAAAGGUGUGUUUGCCGCUGGAGACUGCUCUUCACCCAUGCAAACUGUCACGGCAGCCCUUCACUCGGGCACUUGUACUGGAGGUGGAGCGCCCCUACAAAUCCAGGCCGAGACCUACGGACAGCCGGCAAUAUUCUAG